AUGAUAAGUGAAUACAAUAGGAGGGAAGAACAAUCAAAAAAUUCAAAUAAUUCGAAAUGGAAAGAUUUCCUACAGAGGCUUGGGCCGGACAGCGCGAUCAAGCCGGUGAAACUCCCACAUCAGCAGAAGAAGCUAGUUUUGGAUGAAGCUCUUUUCAAUCAAAAUCCUAAUGUAUACGUAAAUGGAAUACUUAAUGAGACAAACCAAGAAGGUGAGCAACAUGCCGACACUAUUGCAGACAGGUACAGAGUGGGACUGCAACUUCUAAACAAUAACGAUUACACCAAUGUUACGAGUUUGGCAUAUUGGAAGGCAUCUUCCUGUAAAACAGGUAACCCUAUAACGAACGCCAUUGAUGACAGCUUUGAGAAUUAUUGGCAAAGUGAUGGAAUACAACCACAUACUGUUGAUGCAUAUUUUUCGAAAAGAAUGGAUAUUGUUUUAAUCGGUAUAUUUUUCACCAUAACGGCUGAUGAAUCAUAUACUCCACGGGUAAUACACAUAUUUGCAGGGAACAGCCCAUCCGAUGCUGUGUUUUACAAAACACUUAUAGUAAAUAACAUGAAUGGUUGGGCUGCAUUAACGUUUGAAGAUAACUUGCCAGUCGAGAAACUAUUGAAAUGCCAAUAUCUCCGAUUCAAGUUUCCGGUAAAUCACGAAAAUGGUAAGGACACUCAUCUUAGAGGCAUAAGGGUAUACACAGCUUCAAAUAAUCAAUGCAAACCACAGUUGGAAACUAUCAAACUACAACCUGUGCUGCCAGAGUUAGACUCGUUUGGCUUAAGAUGA
Nakaseomyces glabratus is the source of this 789-nucleotide messenger RNA. It is a transcript of the gene DOC1, whose product is annotated as anaphase promoting complex subunit DOC1. Gene Ontology annotation, biological process: protein K11-linked ubiquitination; anaphase-promoting complex-dependent catabolic process. NCBI's taxonomy places the organism in Eukaryota, Fungi, Ascomycota, Saccharomycetes, Saccharomycetales, Saccharomycetaceae. Gene Ontology annotation, cellular component: anaphase-promoting complex. The record is from RefSeq and is a predicted model, not a curated record.